Messenger RNA from Orycteropus afer afer, 1815 nucleotides. NCBI's taxonomy places the organism in Eukaryota, Metazoa, Chordata, Mammalia, Tubulidentata, Orycteropodidae. The record is from RefSeq and is a predicted model, not a curated record.
AUGGGGACAGUGAGUGCGAGCGGCGGCGAGCACGAGUCCUUCGCGGGCCGCGGCGGUCCCCGCACCAAGCCGAGGCCGGGCCGAGGCCCCAGAGCCGGGAGGACGCGGGCGGCUUCCGUCAGACGUGCUCGGGGGAGACCGAGCCCGAGGAACGGUGUCUCAGCCAAGGGCCAGCCAGGGGCAGGGAGCGCGGGGGCAGAAAAGAGAGCUCCGCCUUCCAGGGACACUGCCGUUCUUCACCAGGAGAGGAGCUGCAGGCACCAGGCAGCUGGGGCAGGAGUGGAGCCGCCUACAGCCAUGGCUCAGGGCUUAGUGACCUUUGGGGACGUGGCUGUGAACUUUUCCCAGGAGGAGUGGGAAUGGCUGAACCUCACUCAAAGGAGCCUGUACCGGAACGUGAUGUUGGAGAACUACAGGAGCCUAGUCUCCCUGGGAUGUAUUGUUUCGAAACCAGAUUUGGUCUCCUUACUGGAGCAGAGGACAGAGCCCUGGGUGGUAAAGAGAGAGUUGACAAGAGACCUGUUCUCAGAAGACAGAGUUUGUGAUCUUGAUUUGGUUAAGAAGGGGUUCCCAAAAAACUCAGUGGUGGUAAAACACACAGGAAUCUAUGCAGGAAAAAAACUCUUCAAUUGUAACGAAUGCAAGAAAACUUUUACUCAGAGCUCAUCACUUACAGUUCAUCAGAGAAUUCAUACUGGAGAGAAGCCCUAUAAAUGUAAUGAGUGUGGAAAAGCCUUCAGUGAUGGCUCGUCCUUUGCACGACAUCAGAGGUGUCACACCGGCAACAAGCCCUAUGAAUGCAUUGAAUGUGGGAAAGCCUUCAUACAGAACACAUCCCUUAUCCGCCACUGGAGGAUUCAUACUGGAGAAAAACCAUAUGAGUGUGACGUUUGUAGAAAAGCCUUCAGCCAUCAUGCGUCACUUACUCAACAUCAGAGAGUGCACUCUGGAGAAAAGCCUUUUAAGUGUCAAGAGUGUGGGAAAGCUUUUCGGCAGAAUAUACACCUGGCUAGCCACUUGAGGAUUCACACUGGAGAGAAACCCUUUGAAUGUGGAGAAUGUGGAAAAUCCUUCAGCAUCAGCUCGCAGCUUGCCACCCACCAGAGAAUUCAUACUGGGGAGAAGCCCUAUGAAUGUAAGGUGUGUAGUAAAGCAUUCACCCAGAAGGCUCACCUUGCCCAGCAUCAGAAAACCCAUACAGGAGAGAAGCCCUAUGAAUGUAAGGAAUGUGGCAAAGCCUUCAGCCAGACCACACACCUUAUUCAGCAUCAGAGGGUUCAUACUGGAGAGAAGCCCUAUAAGUGUGUCGAAUGUGGGAAGGCCUUUGGUGACAACUCCUCCUGUACUCAGCACCAGAGACUUCACACCGGCCAGAGACCUUAUGAAUGUAUUGAGUGUGGGAAGGCAUUCAAGACAAAGUCAUCACUGAUUUGUCAUCGCAGAAGUCACACUGGAGAAAAACCUUAUGAAUGCAGUGCAUGUGGCAAAGCCUUUAGUCAUCGUCAAUCCCUUAGUGUACACCAGAGAAUUCAUUCUGGAAAGAAACCCUAUGAGUGUAAGGAAUGCAGAAAAACCUUCAUCCAAAUUGGACACUUGAAUCAGCACAAAAGAGUUCAUACUGGAGAGAGACCCUAUAACUAUAAGAGGAGACUACGUUUCCCAGGGGUCAUUGCGGAAAGAGGACACACCCAUUUCCGGCAGGGGCUGAAGUCGGGGCUUGUGCGCUUCCGGCGGAGUUCUGAAGAGAAAGCCCGGGCGGGGCGGGCGGCUGUGACUGAACCCGGACCUGGGGGAGACGCGGGGGAGUUGGCGUGA